This is a messenger RNA of Vollenhovia emeryi, 2744 nucleotides long. RefSeq names its product dachshund homolog 2-like (gene dac). Lineage: Eukaryota; Metazoa; Arthropoda; Insecta; Hymenoptera; Formicidae. The transcript is spliced from 6 exons. The coding region runs from base 531 to 1580 and encodes 349 amino acids. The record is from RefSeq and is a predicted model, not a curated record.
UUUCACGGGUGAUUUUCAUUUUCCCUUAGUCACGUAAGCGUCCGCUCUCGAAACGUUCGCACGAUCUACGUAGAUUAGCCAUCAAGGUUUUCAAAUUGGUUCCUCGGCUAGUGAGCCGGGUGUUCCUUUAAUGGUUCGCGCGGCGGCGCGGCUUAAUUCUUCUGGGACGCCUCUCGAGCAAUCUUGAAAUCAGGACUCGAGAUCCACUCGAGGUAUUUGCAAAUAAGACUUAUUCACAGAGGAAAGAUCAGCAGGCGGUCGUUAAAGCGGUCGUUUCUACAUACGUGUCGUGCCGCGCGGCAGUUUCCAGUUUGCAGCUCGAUUCAUAAUCAUUGAUAAUUUGCAGUUGCGGCAUUCUCAUUUCUCGCGAUACCUAAUCGGCCGGGACGAUCUCGAUCGCGCUAAUGAAUCGAGAGACUUACUUCCUUGCUUCGCGCGCGAGGGCUGAUAUUUCCUCCUUAAUCCUUUCAACAGAUAAUCGGUCGCGAUGAAUAUCGCGACCACGACGAUCGGGGUAAGACAUUACCUCGAUGACAGGUGUCUCUAACCGCAGUAACUCUCUCUCACUGUACAGCUCCAGGCCAGGAAGACCCCCAAAGCGAGCUUCCGUCGGGCUGAGCCUCGCAGCGAGCCACCUAGCCGCGGCGGCUGGCCAUCAUCCUCACUCCCUGAAGAAGCACAGACUGGACAACGGCGAUUAUUACGAGAACGGACACCUCGACGUACCAAGGAUGGAGAAAUCACCGCUUCUGGCAAAUGGAUACAAUCACCCUCCCACGCACCUGAGCCACAUGCAGUUCAUGCAGCUCGGCGGGCACCCAGGUGCAGGACACACCGCCAUCCUGUCACCGGCCAGUCUGCCGCAUCACCUGCAAGCGCAGGCACAGGCUCGGGUCGAGCAGGGUCUCAAGGUCAACCCGAAUAUGACCAACAUGGAAGCCCUCGCGAGGUCCGGGACGGUUUGGGAAAACUGCCGAGCUGCCUACGAAGAUAUUGUCAAACACCUCGAAAGGCUCCGCGAGGAGAGGGGCGACGCCGAGAGAGCGCUGGCUUUGGACCACAAACCCAGGGACCUCAGCUCGCACAAUGGCUCCUCCAACGGCCACAGCCCGGUUCUAAAUCUGUCGAAAACGGCAGGAAGCGGAAGCGUGGGCGAGCAGUCCGGAAGCGAGGCGGGCGCGUCGCACCGUUCUCAGGACGACGAGGAGGAGGAUGAUAAUUUGUCGGAGGACCUCGAGGACGACAAUGAAAAGGACGAAGAUUUGUCGGACGUACCGGAGAAUCUGCCGUUGCCAGCCCCGGGCUCGGAAAGUCCUCCCCAGGCCCUGAACUACUCGCAGAUAGCCUCGGCGGCGGUCGCCGUAUCUCAGAGCGCCCAGGACCCCUCGGUCUCGAGUACGGAGACCCUGCUGAGGAAUAUCCAGGGCUUGCUCAAGGUCGCGGCCGACAACGCGAGGCAGCAGGAGAGGCAAAUCAACUACGAGAAAGGUCAGUGGCAGGGCUUUCUUAAGACACUUGAGGGCGCUCUCCACAAUUUCAUUAUCUUCCAGCUCUCCCAGAACCACAUUAAGAGGCAUUAGUCCCUGUCCCGUCGACGAGACCCGCUACUCCUCCCCGCGUGCCCCUCUCCCCCCCCCCUCUUUAUCCAGCCUCAUCUACCGCGUCGCCUCCCUCUCACACGCUUCAAUCUUUGCGCUUGACUCGCUUGUACCGCGUUAAGACCAUGGAUACGUGAAAUGAGAAUGAUAAUAGUCGGGGAGAGCUGGACAUCCGAAAGUAAGGACCUGUAGUGUAAAGGCGCGGUGUGACGCGUACGCAAAUAAUAUACAUCCUGCUUCUUAUCUCAAUGUUAAUUUUAACGUACACACCUCGACGUUAUUUAUUGGCGCUUCCCUUUCGCGCAAGGUGUUUCGCGUCCGCGCGCAUAACGUAGGAUAUUUAUAACGUAUUAUUAUUAGUCGAAAUUUGCCCAAAAUUUCGACACGUCGAGCGGAUCCUUCGAGCGGCGUCGCACGAGUGAACCGCGUGAAUAUCUUGCGCAACGAGCAGCGUGGAUCCCGGGUGAGACCGUCGCUCGCAAAAACGUCGUUUUCGGCGCGCGUUGGGAUUAAAUUUAAGUGUCGCCGUAGCCGUAGAUAGAGUUUGUACCGUAGAUUGGUUACGAUGAAUGUAGGCGAGACCCAUUAAGAAACGAGUCGGCGCGGCGCGAGAUGACGUGCAGCAUACGACUUCUUUCUCAUUAACGCGCGUGAUAAAUCGGCCGGCGUUAUUAUUAAAUAUGUUCGUCGCGAGGUCCCGGAACGUCGGACGGGAAGGGGGGGGGAAAGGGAAGAGAGGAAGAGGUCGGCGCACGGAAUUGUUUCUCACGGUGUCGAAGUUGCCUCGGGACUGAAGCGAACUUAACGACAUAACAGACAUCUCGAUGUAAAUCCCGCCAGGCCGUUUACUCGAUGUCGAUCGAGUCGUCGCGACGCCGAUCGCGACGACGAUUGGCGGUGAAUCGCGUUACGGAUGACGACGAUAACGCGUAAGUGGCGCAAUAUAUGUACGCAUGUAUUUCUAUAUUAAUAUGCUAUCGUUACGUAAGUAAAUGAGUUGCCAUUGUAGUCGUUAGUUGUUACUGCUAGUAUGUGAUAGUUUUAUUGCCGAAGGUACAUAGUGUUAAGUGCGAACUGUAACUGUAAAGGGAUUUCACGAAUGUCUCGUAGGUGAAAUUGUGGAGAAAGGAAUGUACGAAUAAAAAG